This is a messenger RNA of Ailuropoda melanoleuca (giant panda), 8272 nucleotides long. RefSeq names its product doublecortin like kinase 1 (gene DCLK1). Gene Ontology annotation, molecular function: ATP binding; protein kinase activity. Gene Ontology annotation, biological process: protein phosphorylation; intracellular signal transduction. The coding region runs from base 360 to 2552 and encodes 730 amino acids. Lineage: Eukaryota; Metazoa; Chordata; Mammalia; Carnivora; Ursidae. The record is from RefSeq and is a predicted model, not a curated record. The transcript is spliced from 18 exons.
GCGCACGCGGAGGCGGAGAAGGAGGGAGCGGGGAGGGCGUGUGAGAGAGUGAGCCACAAGAAAAGGGAGCGCGCCCGCCGCCGCCGCCCUCCUCUGGAGAGAGGCUGGAGUGAGGCUGUGCGAAGCGCUGCAUUUCAAUGAGAACCGGCAGAGGCACAUCCCUGCACUAGCGGCUGCAACCGAGACGCCCGCGCUCCCGCAGCUGCUGCCGCCCAGCCCCGGCCCCGCCGCCGCCCCGCAGCCCCGCAGCCCCGGCCGCGCCCAGCCCGGUGAGGACAGCACCAGGAGGCGGCCCCGAGCGCGGCCACAAAGACCCCCGGCGGCGUCUCUCCGCGGACCGGUUCCACUUUAACCCCAUCAUGUCCUUCGGCAGAGACAUGGAGCUGGAACACUUCGACGAGCGGGAUAAGGCCCAGAGGUACAGCAGAGGGUCGCGGGUGAACGGGCUGCCCAGCCCCACGCACAGCGCCCACUGCAGCUUCUACCGAACCCGCACGCUGCAGACCCUCAGCUCUGAGAAGAAGGCCAAGAAAGUUCGUUUCUAUCGAAACGGAGAUAGAUACUUCAAAGGGAUUGUGUAUGCCAUCUCCCCAGACCGCUUCCGAUCUUUUGAGGCCCUGCUGGCUGAUUUGACCCGAACUCUGUCGGAUAACGUGAAUUUGCCCCAGGGAGUGAGAACAAUCUACACCAUUGAUGGGCUCAAGAAGAUUUCCAGCCUGGACCAACUGGUGGAAGGGGAGAGCUAUGUGUGCGGCUCAAUAGAGCCCUUCAAGAAGCUGGAGUACACCAAGAAUGUGAACCCCAACUGGUCUGUGAACGUCAAGACCACCUCGGCUUCCCGGGCGGUGUCCUCGCUGGCCACUGCCAAAGGGAGCCCUUCGGAGGUGCGGGAGAAUAAGGAUUUCAUUCGGCCUAAGCUGGUCACCAUCAUCCGAAGUGGGGUGAAGCCACGGAAAGCUGUCAGGAUCUUGCUGAACAAGAAGACCGCCCAUUCCUUUGAGCAGGUCCUCACUGACAUCACUGAUGCCAUCAAGCUGGACUCGGGCGUGGUGAAACGCCUGUACACCCUGGAUGGGAAACAGGUGAUGUGCCUUCAGGACUUUUUUGGUGACGAUGACAUUUUUAUUGCAUGUGGACCGGAGAAGUUCCGUUACCAGGAUGAUUUCUUGCUAGAUGAAAGUGAAUGUCGAGUGGUGAAGUCCACUUCUUACACCAAAAUAGCUUCCUCAUCCCGCAGGAGCACCACCAAGAGCCCAGGACCUUCCAGGCGCAGCAAAUCCCCUGCCUCGACCAACUCAGUUAAUGGAACCCCUGGUAGUCAGCUGUCUACUCCACGCUCGGGCAAGUCGCCAAGCCCAUCACCCACCAGCCCGGGAAGCCUGCGGAAGCAGAGGAGCUCCCAGCACGGAGGCUCCUCUACGUCCCUCGCGUCCACCAAAGUCUGCAGCUCCAUGGACGAGAACGACGGACCUGGAGAAGGUGAAGUGUCGGAGGAAGGCUUCCAGAUUCCAGCCACAAUAACAGAACGAUAUAAAGUCGGAAGGACAAUAGGGGAUGGAAAUUUUGCUGUUGUCAAGGAAUGUGUAGAAAGGUCAACCGCUAGGGAGUAUGCUCUGAAAAUUAUCAAGAAAAGCAAAUGUCGAGGCAAAGAGCAUAUGAUCCAGAACGAGGUGUCUAUUUUAAGAAGAGUGAAGCAUCCCAAUAUUGUUCUUCUGAUCGAAGAGAUGGAUGUGCCAACGGAACUGUAUCUUGUCAUGGAAUUAGUAAAGGGAGGAGAUCUCUUCGAUGCCAUUACUUCAACCAACAAAUACACGGAGCGAGACGCCAGUGGGAUGUUGUACAACCUGGCCAGCGCCAUCAAAUACCUGCACAGCCUGAACAUCGUCCACCGGGACAUCAAGCCAGAGAACCUACUGGUGUACGAACACCAAGAUGGCAGCAAAUCGCUGAAGCUGGGUGACUUUGGGCUGGCCACCAUUGUAGACGGCCCCCUGUACACAGUCUGUGGCACCCCGACAUACGUGGCUCCGGAAAUCAUCGCGGAAACUGGAUAUGGCCUCAAGGUGGACAUCUGGGCGGCUGGUGUAAUCACGUACAUCCUGCUGUGCGGCUUCCCUCCCUUCCGCGGAAGCGGUGAUGACCAGGAGGUGCUUUUCGAUCAGAUUUUGAUGGGGCAAGUGGACUUCCCCUCUCCAUACUGGGAUAAUGUUUCUGAUUCGGCAAAGGAGCUCAUCACCAUGAUGCUGUUGGUCGAUGUCGAUCAGCGAUUUUCAGCUGUGCAGGUCCUGGAGCACCCCUGGGUGAAUGAUGACGGCCUCCCAGAAAAUGAACAUCAGCUGUCAGUAGCUGGAAAGAUAAAGAAGCAUUUCAACACAGGCCCCAAGCCGAACAGCACAGCAGCUGGAGUUUCUGUCAUAGCACUGGACCACGGGUUUACCAUCAAGAGAUCAGGGUCUUUGGACUACUACCAACAACCAGGAAUGUAUUGGAUAAGACCACCGCUCUUGAUAAGGAGAGGCAGGUUUUCCGACGAAGACGCAACCAGGAUGUGAGGAGCCGGUACAAGGCCCAGCCAGCUCCACCUGAACUCAACUCGGAAUCGGAAGACUACUCCCCAAGCUCAUCCGAGACUGUUCGCUCCCCAAACUCGCCCUUUUAAUAAGACCCUUUUACUCGAAGUCCUAGCUUAACCCUUUGAGACUCUGAGAUUUUUUUCCAAAUUUCUGUAAAACAGUUUCAUCUGAUCUAUCUAGCACUCAAUGCUUGAAUGGCAGAACAGAAAGUGUGUUUUCUGGUAUCCUUGUAGCGAUUUCUCUUUGCCGAAUGAGAUGACCACAUGUUGUUUGCGAAGAUGGCAACUUGCUGCUAAUAGGGUCCUCAAAGGGUUAAGGCUAAUUUGCAACUUUUUUAAACAUAGAAGCAAUGAAUGUGUUCAUCAGUCAAACUAGGAUCUGCAGUAUUGUAAUAUAGCGCGUUAACCCUCUGAGUGCAUGGGAGUUUAUGGAGAACCCCUGGGGAAUUUCUCAGGCCUUUGGAUGUAUACACACACGUUUCUUGAUUUUGCUGCAGACCAAGGGAUGUUAUUAGAUGCUGCGAUGUCCAGACAAGAAGGACAUCUAGGACGCUAUCUUGGUUGUCAUUGUUUGGUGGGUUUAGAAUAUAGCAGGCUUAUAACAUAGACAUAAGACCUCUCUUUCUUCUUCACAAUCCCAUUUUGAAAGGGACUUUUUUCACUAGAGGUGUGACUGUCAGCUGCCGUGAGUCCUGCAUCCCGAGUGGAGGCGAUUGGGUCUGUGGCAAACAGCCUGACCCAGGAAAGAGCUGGCGCGCCCCCUCCCCCACAUCGCCUCCGCGUGAAGAUGGGCUGACGAUGCCCCAGAAAUGCUGCUUCUACGUCAGCUGCUGCUUGUGCCAGCGCAGACCCUCAGAAGUCACCAUCCCUUGCCGUGGGCGUGGUGAGUGAGGGUCUGCCUGCUCGGUAUGAGUCAUCUAUAGGAAACAAAACAAAACAACUGGUGGAAAAGAGCAAUAAAUUGCCAGGUGCUCUCUAGUGCUGGGAUUUCCAACAGAAAGAGGAAACAAGAUCCUGUUCUUUUUCUCACCUGCUCUUCGAGCACUGCAGGCUUCAGCGUGAAAUCCACAUAGAGUAUGCAAUCCGUACAGAGGAGUGCUGGGGCACAGGGGACUAGAGGCAAGUGCUUUGCAAGGUGGCCGAGGAGAAAGCACAAGGGAAGGCACACUCCAGAAUGUUCUAAAAAUGGGUUUUAAGAAAAUAAACCAUUGGUAAGAGAAUUCCAUGUGCACCUUUAGGUUACCUAUGUACAGUCUCCCAGGAGGAACAGGAUGGAAGAUCUAAAAGAUACCCCUGAGAAUAAAAGGUCCAUUACCUAACAUGACCUUUUGAUACCAUUGUCUUUAGCUGUCCAGAGAGACAUGUUGUUUUUCUCCCUUUGGGCCAAGUCCUGUUUGAGACCUGUGUUUCCAUUCCUGUUUCCAAACCUUUCUGCCUAGCCCUGUAUCCCCAGUGGAUUUCUUAUGGAAUGUGUCCCAUUUCAGAACGGGGGUCUGUGGCCUCCAGUGUGUCAGUGCAGUGCUUAGAGAAGAGGCUGGCCAUGGCAUCUUGGAGGCAGGGGUCCCACUCAAAUGUCCUGCUAAGGUUUGCUCAGCUCUCUGACCCAGGAGACAACCAGUGAGUGAUGUCUUGUGAAAUUUGCAACGGGAUGGCCGAACAGCACUUACUGUCUCUGUUUUGAAUAUACUUCAGUACCUGAAAGUCUUGAAAUUUGUAUAGUCAGUUCUUUAUUUUCGAAUACACGUUGGUCUUCAGUCUCUCCUUUUCACUCUUCAACUCACAAACUAUGGUCUAUAUUAAUACACAUUUGAAAAAUCCCAACAUCUCGUGGCUUUUGCAAUAGUUUCCCCAGUUUUUUUGCUCUUCUGCCUUCUGGUUUCUCUCUUUGGUCUGUGUUGUCCUGACGUGUACACAGUACAUCAUUUAUUGAGAGUCCCCCCCCCCCUUUUAGAGAGUUCUGAAAUGAUAGCACACAACAUCACAAAGUAGCACAAAUCAGUUGGGUUUUGGGGGGAGGGGGAGGGCAGAACACCAGGAAGGGUGUUGGUGUGUAGGUAGAUUCCAUAUUAGUAAAAUACCUUGAACCGGUCAGAAAUUACUGCUUUCUCUAGAAAAAUAAAGCAAAGCACUGUUCUACGACUAAGGAGUAGCUUUAUAGCUUGGCCUCAACUUUCAGUGUGUGAAUAUGAAGAAUCCUAUGGGCAGAGACCUCCCUGCAGUAGACUGUCACUUUCGUUUCUUUCUCCAAAUUACUGUCUUUCCUGUGGGCAUUACAUACAUUGCCACAGCAUCUAUGUACAGAACUUCCAGUGCAUGGCUCAGGCCUUUUCCAUCCUAGUCUAGGGGGGCCGUGGACCCGUAAAGCUGGGGAGUGUUUCCCAGCAGCUUGGAGGAAUGCAGGGCCCAUUUAGCAUGGGGAUCCCAGCGCAUCGCUGUAGAAUUUGAGUGAUCUAUGCCGAAUAAACAAUGGAAUGUGACCUGUCAAGUAGAAAUAUUGAGUAAUCAGAUGGAAUGCAAUCUUCAGCAUUAAGCUAUCGAGAUUCUGAAUGUCAGAGAUGUACUCAGAGGGUUAACAGACAAGCACAAGGCAUGCUGAUUACAUUGGUGUAUCCAGACGGCUUUGCUUUUAGCCAGUGCUUUCUAAUUUUUUUCACAGCAUUCUUGGGAUAGUUCAAGUUUGAAAUUAUUAAGUGGUGGUGUUCUUUAAGGAAUUUCUAUAACCAAAUUGAUCUUAUUUUUUAUUUCACUUUAUCAUAGAAUAAAUAUGUACCAUGAUGGCAGUGUAUCUCUGUAAUUAUCGCUUUCAUCAUUGCCACAGUGUUUCCAUAUUUUUUUUCCUAAGUAUUUAAUAUAGCUCUUAUGGUGGUGGCCUGGUGAUGGGGACUGUCUUUCCUUUGUCGAUACAUGACCAACCAGAUGGUAUUUUCAACAGAAUUUUUAGAUUCAUCCUUUCAGCUGGGUAGUAGACUAACUAAAGGAGAACUCCUUCAUGACUUGCAUUGUGUAAAUCAUCUCUGUAGAUGAGAACUGUUCCUAUUGAUGAACACAUUUUUUUCUUGACAUUGUAGCAGAAAUCAUUUUCUUCGUCAUAAUCAACGAAUAUGUGAUUUGCUCCACAUCGUUAGAAGAAAGAGUAAGAUUUCAGUCAUUGAAAAUGUUUCUACCGUAGCCCUCAUCUAACUUACACGUGGUGCAUAUUAAAAUAAGCAGAGAAAACAAAAUACAAAUAAACUGCUGAAAACACUUGGUGUUUGGUAUUCAGUGAGCCCUUCCUGCAAUGCUCAGCACCCCCAUGGGUGGCGGUUAACAGGCCCAUCAGAUAUUGUUGAAAGAAAGCAAUAUAUCCAUGAACGAAGGCUAAAAUUGCAAUCCUUUACCCUUUGAGGCAUAUUUCAGUUGGAAAAAAAAAAAAGAAAAGAAAAGAAAAGAAAAAUUGGUUUAGCUUAGAGGGUCACGAGCUACCGUAUGACCAAGGCUCGCGCACAUUAAAUCACAGUUGUUUGCUGGCCGACGGCACCCAUUAGACCACCCUGUACCUCGCUCUGAAGUGCAAUUGUGCUUGAGGGACAGCUUCCCUGAUAUUAUUGUGUUGCCUGCUAGCCCCUCUCAGGGUGAGGACCUGUCAGCAUUUCCAUGAUAAACUUCUGUUUUCAAAGGUUUUUAAUUUGACCAUAAAAAGGUGCCCCGGGCUGAAGUUUGCUAUAUAGGGCCUGUACCAAAGAGGGUGAAGGUUCACUUCCUUUUCUGCCCAAUUCUCCCAAGAAAAGGGCAGCAGCCACAACAAGUUUGCUAUAUCCCCUUCUUCACUGUAAUUGCAGAACCGUGGAAAGCACCAAGAUCCAAGAUGGUAGUUACAGUGUAAUGAUCCGUUCAGAUGUGGGUUUGAAAAAACAUGACUGAGUCACCUGGCAUAUACUGUAGAUAACGUAUCUUUUCUAUAAUGUGUAAAUCGUUAAUUUUUAAAACUGCUACAUGAUUUUUAUUUUAUUUUUGUCCAAAGAUCUUUAAGAAACUUGAAGUUGGUCAGUUCAAAGGUUAGCCUUUCCUGCGUGUUGUCUGCCAUUUCCACUAGGAGUUUGGGAAAAAUCCUCUCAGACCGACCCUUACUUUGCAUGUAGUGAUAGAGGGUCAGAUAAACGUUUCUUUUGGAGAUACGGAUUUCUUUAUUUAAUCAUCAGAUUUCAGGAAGCCAUUCUUGUCUGUUGGGAAAAAUAGUGAUUAAAAGCACUUCCAAAACUAACAUUUUGUCGAUUCAGAUGUGAUAAGAGCAUAAAUUAACACACUUUAUGCUUUUUUUAUGUUUAAAGGCAAAUAAAUCAACAAAACUUGAAGACACUAAACAUUUGAUUGCUGCAAAUGUGCUUUAAAAUUGGCUCAAUGGUGCUUAUACAUAAAACAGUAACAAAUGGGGUUCCUAGGACUGUCGGAAGGAAUCUUUAAUUUGUAUGUAAUUACAUAUUUGAGGAGGAGGUGCUUUUAAGCCAGUCUUUUAUUUUUUAAUCAUCUCAAAUAUGCAACCAUCCAUCCAGUAACAUUAAGGGUCGUAAGCUGGUGGGAAGCAGGAAGUUCAAUGUAGAGGCUUAGAAUGCUUCUGGUUAGGGUGGGGUUUUCCCCCCUUGGGUUUUGUUGUUGUUGAUGGGUUUCAACACCAACACUGAAGCUGCCGUGAUCAUUUCUCAGUGAUCUAGCUUCUAACCAGCAGGUGUUUUGAUCAUGAGGUUUGCAGUAUCUUGCCCUUGCAGACAAGUGAGAAACCUAGUUUGAUUCUUUUUCCCUAAAGGAAGAGCGAUCUCUAUAAUUAAACCAUACCUGUAAAUUUCCUCAACUGAAAUGAGACCCUUAAUGUUGCUUUAAUGUAAAAUUGUAUAUUUUUGUCUGUGAUAUACUUUAUGAAUUUAAAGUAAAUAAUAGUUCUAAAAGCCUUCACUGUCGGUAUUAAGAGAAAGUAGGAUUUUAAAAGUGAUGAUAAAGAUGCUAUAAUGUCAAUUCAUUCCAGUCCAAUCGAAUGUGGUAAGAAAAAGACCUUGAAUAGUUCUCUAGGGACAAUUUCUCACUUGCCAUUGACAUUAAUCUUCGAUGUAUGCUCAGAAAAAAUAAAAAGAAAUUGAAACCGGUCCAAGGUUAGAGUCAUAUCCUCGAUAACUAUUUUUUUUAAUUUUAUUAGGAAAUUAAUAAUAGCCUUUUUCAUUCUGGCUGAAAGAAAAUUAUUAAAGGAUUAGUUGAGUGUGAAAUUAAAUAGUAUUUUGCUCAUGCAUACUAAAAAGGUGGGCUAGGUACUUGAUGUGUUUAAACAAGUUUCUGAAAGGUUUUAAUUUAGUGCAAGAAAAAAAAUUCAAUGUUUCCUUUGAAAAUACUGAAUUUAUCAAUGGCUGCAUGGAUCAGAUGGCAUAGGUUAAUCUUUGAUUUUCAGAAUCUUAAUGAAAUAACUUUCAAAUGAUUUGUAUCCACGAUUAAAGCUGGAAUGAGAUCCAAUUCUUCCCCUAAUCUCUCAGUUUAAGCUAAUAAAUGUAGGUUAAUGUGGAAUGAAUCAUCUGUGAUAUAUUAUGUUUAUUUAUCAACUGAGCUUUUUUCAUGUUGCCUGUUUUUAUGUAAAACAUGUUCUUAAAGUUAAUAAAAUAAUAGUACUUGGUGUAUGAACUACUAUGUAAUACCCUAGCCGCAGUGUCCACUUCUCGGUUCCCUUUGCCGCAACGGAAUAAA